Molecule: messenger RNA, 2800 nt
Organism: Thalassophryne amazonica
Lineage: Eukaryota; Metazoa; Chordata; Actinopteri; Batrachoidiformes; Batrachoididae
Product: leucine-rich glioma-inactivated protein 1-like
Exons: 8
Coding region: 327-1940 (537 amino acids)
Biological process (GO): myelination
Molecular function (GO): protein binding
Source: RefSeq, a predicted model, not a curated record
CUCCAGCAGCCUCUCCACAGCUGAUUUACCUCUAAAAUAAGAAGAAAAAAAAAUCACAGGAGCCCGCGGAAUCCCCGCAGGAUUGUGCGCUUUGCUGAAAGCCUCCCAUAGGCGUGGUUUUGGAUGGAGAUGCUGCGUGCGCUCCCGCUGGGAUCUCCACCUGCCGCCCGCACGGCGCUCCUGUGCUGAGGCGGAGCCGCUGCGUCUGUCUCAGCGCCGACAUAACCGUCAGAGGAGCCACAGCGGACACCCCGCUUCAUGCGCUCGGCUGCUCGACGCGCACGUCGUGCCAGCACCGGUUCGCAAGGAGGGGAAACGGGAAGAAGAUGUCCAAAAUGUGGCUCGGCGUGCUCGUGGUGGCGUGCGUUGUACUUAUAGCGGACAGCAAGCGGAGCCGGCAGCCCCGCUGCCCGCCGUCUUGUACCUGCACGAAAGAUAACGCGCUGUGCGAGAGCGCGGGUUCGAUCCCUCGCAGCUUCCCGUCCGAUGUCAUAUCGCUAUCGUUCGUCAAGUCCGAAUUCACUGAAAUCCCCAAAGAGAGCUUCAUCCACACGCCUGCUCUGCACCUCCUCCUUUUCACAGCCAACACACUGGAAUCUAUAAACGAGGAUGCUUUCCUCGGUCUUCCUCAUCUGGAGUACUUAUUCAUUGAAAACAAUCAAAUCAAGUCCAUUUCUCCGACAGCUUUCCAUGGGCUGAAAAUGUUGGUGCACCUGAGUUUGGCCUACAAUAAUCUGGAGACUUUGCCUAAAGAUUUAUUUAAAGGUCUGGAGGCCUUGUCGAAAGUGGACUUACGGGGGAACCAGUUAGUCUGUGACUGUAAGCUGAAGUGGCUGGUGGAGUGGAUCUACAACACCAACGCUACUGUGGACCAGAUUUACUGUAAAGGCCCGGCCUCGCACCUGGACAGGAAGAUCAAUGAUCUGGUACCGCAGUCCUUUGACUGCAUCACCACAGAGUUUGCUUCUUAUCAAUCCCUGAAGUUUGAAUCUAUAUCAGUGGACUCAUUUUCUUUUGGGAACGACCAGUAUGUGGUAUUUGCACAGCCCUUCAUUGGAAAAUGUAGCUUUCUGGAGUGGGAUCAUGUGGAAAUGGUCUUCAGAAACUUUGACGACAUUGACAGUACAUCCACAGUAAUUUGCAAAGCUCUGGUCAUUGACAGCCAGCUCUUUAUAGUUGUGGCUCAGCUGUUUGGCGGCUCACACAUCUAUAGGCGUGACACCUCUACCAACAAAUUCAUCAAGAUCCAGGACAUCGACAUUCUGAAAAUUCGCAAACCCAACGAUGUUGAGACAUUCCGCAUAGAUGGAGAAUCUUUCUUCAUCAUCGCAGACAGCUCCAAGGCUGGAUCCACCACCAUCUAUAAGUGGAAUGGCAAUGGAUUCUAUUCCCACCAGUCACUCCACCCAUGGUACAGAGAUACAGAUGUGGAGUACAUGGAGAUCUCCUCCAAACCUCACCUGAUCCUGUCCAGCAGCUCCCAGAGACCAGUUAUCUACCAGUGGAACAAAGCCACCAAGCUGUUUGACCGACGAACCGACAUCCCAGAGAUGGAGGACGUCUACGCCGUCAAGCAUUUCCUGGUCAAACCUGACCUCUUCAUCUGUCUGACGCGCUUCAUUGGUGACUCCAAAGUGAUGCGUUGGGACGGGGCGCUCUUUCGAGAAAUGCAGACCAUGCCUUCUCGUGGCUCCAUGGUGUUUCAACCUUUUGCUGUGGGCAGUUGGCAAUACGCUAUCCUGGGCAGCGAUUACUCCUUCACCCAGGUGUAUCGCUGGGACGCAAAGACAGGCGAGUUUGUCCAAUUUCAGGAGCUUAACAUUCAGUCACCAAGGGCUUUCUGUCCGGUUUUCAUUGACAACCGACAGUUUGUGCUUGCUUCUAGUUUUAAAGGGAAAACACAGAUCUACGAGCACCUAGUCAUCGAUCUCAGCAACUGAACAUUUCAUCCUGUGACAGGUUGAUUGGUUAUUUCACCGGUUAAUAGCUGGAAUAACUUUUGAGCAGGAUUUAUCAACCCUAACACCAGAAUAGCAGGCAUUAUUUUUUUAAUCUUCCUUUGAAAUCAGUGCAUGAUAAAUGUUGCGGUACAUGCAUGCAUCUCAGCGGAGUACAUCUGGUUGAGAUUCACAAUGAGUUAACACAUGCAUCUCAAUUUGGGAUUAAAUCCAGUUUUCAAGGUGAUAAUGCAUGAUCCAAGGCCUCACACAGGCCAUCCCGUCCUGAUGAAUGCAAUGCUUGAAAUUUCCAGCUUCAUUAAAAUGAACAUCAACCAAUAGGAUUUAUUGUGUUCAACAAUGUUUAUAUGACUGUAAUCUCAUAUAUUGUCUACAAAAAGUAAAAUUAUAAUUUUUAACCUUGACUGAACCAAUCUGCCAAAAUAAAAUAUUUACAUUUUUGUCUUUCCACUUGUGACCUACUAAAUGAUUUGUAAAUGAAGCUUUUGUAAGUUUGAGAGGCACGAAGACAAAUUAAUGCAUUUGUUCAAGAGGUUGUUUUUAAAUUUGUAAUUUAGAAUUUCACAAAAUGUGUGAUUAUCUGUUUUUCCCAUACAACAUACAUUUUAUCAUUAAUAGUUUGUAUAAUGUUUAAAGUAUUGGGGACUUUUUCAUACAGAUAAGAUUCCAGGCACACUUGGACCUAUGUAUUUUUGCAGUUUACAGAACUGAAAUGAAACUGAAGGUGUUGCUCAUAAUUUUACCUUUGAUUAACAUGUUUGCAAAGUACAAUUAUGUAAUUAUUUGGAUUAAGUUAACUGAUUUCAUGGUAUUUCCAGUGAAUAAAGGUUUACAUCAACUCU